Messenger RNA from Torulaspora globosa, 999 nucleotides. RefSeq names its product Nis1p (gene NIS1). The record is from RefSeq and is a predicted model, not a curated record. NCBI's taxonomy places the organism in Eukaryota, Fungi, Ascomycota, Saccharomycetes, Saccharomycetales, Saccharomycetaceae. Bases 1 to 999 code for a protein of 332 amino acids. The transcript has a single exon.
AUGACGAUGGGCGACAUGAUUCGGGUAUGGGACUUGAGUUCGGAUUUGCCACAUAGGCCUACUAUGAGCAGCUCGAGCCCACCUCAUUCUUCCUCGCAAUCCAGGUCUUUGCCGGCGUGUAGUUUACCACAGGAGUUGAAUGAGAUCCUUACGCCUGUGAUCAACAGGUUGACGAGCCCUCCAACGACUCCUAAGAUCCACGAAACAGUACCGGUAGCGAGUGGCGCUGAAUUUACCUUCACUGCAGCCCAGAAAAUGCGCAAAUCACAAGAGAGCCUCCUUGGCGAGUUUAUUCAUUGGGAUCAGUAUAGGCAGUCCAGCGAGUGCAUACCGCAAGCUGAACCUGCCACGGGCAUGGCUAUACAUUCGAGUGUUAGAAGGACAGACUUUACUAGCAGGGGGGAGCUGAAGAAGCAGGCUCGGAAGGGCAGGAUUGUAUUCCACAGGGGAUUUUUCGGAAGACGCUCUGGGGGAAGGCGGUAUAGCACAAGAAGUAGACGUCUAAGAAGCAAAGCGGAGCUCGAAGCGACUUUGGCUUACACCGAUUUGCGAUCUUUCCGCCCUGAUGACGUACUCUCUUCUAAGAAUGUCAUUAUCUAUCGACACAGAAGCAUUAUUCGCCGCUGUCCUGGCGUGAAGAUCGCUACAGAAGUUCCAAUCAAGAAAUAUGUCAAUGAUCUAACAACGAAAAAAUCAACCGGGGGACCAAAGAUCAGGAAACUGGCAAAGUCUACAAUAAAGCGGUCUAACACUUGUCCUGCUGCAGUACGAAACAUUAGGCGACGAUCCUACUCGCCAGAAGUCAGAGCUAUUCACAACUUGUGGGCGGAAUAUCUCUUUCUUGUGAUAGCUCAGCGGAUAGAGUUGCGAUUUUCAUUGUCAAGACGUAACUACGAAAUAUCUGACAAAAGGCUGAGCAGUGUCCGUUCCUUUAGCUCGACGACGUCAUCGCUUCUGAGCCUAGAUAAGAGGUUUGCGUCUUUACGAAUGAACUGCUAG